This is a messenger RNA of Nelumbo nucifera (sacred lotus), 979 nucleotides long. Its product is annotated as V-type proton ATPase 16 kDa proteolipid subunit. Gene Ontology annotation, molecular function: proton-transporting ATPase activity, rotational mechanism. The record is from RefSeq and is a predicted model, not a curated record. NCBI's taxonomy places the organism in Eukaryota, Viridiplantae, Streptophyta, Magnoliopsida, Proteales, Nelumbonaceae. Gene Ontology annotation, biological process: proton transmembrane transport. Gene Ontology annotation, cellular component: proton-transporting V-type ATPase, V0 domain.
UUCGAUCGCAGUUCGCAGAUUGUUCGGCUUCGCAAUUUCGCAUCCAGCUCUAAAAACUCACUCCAUCACCGUCAUCAGCCCUUCUUAUCGAUCCAACCUUCUUCUUCUCGUUCUCGAAAGAGAAGAACGACUGAACGAACCACAGCCAAAGAGCAACUGAAAUUAAGGUUUUGGAAUUUCUCGGAUCUUUGCAAAAAUGUCUUCGACUUUCAGCGGUGACGAAACUGCUCCCUUCUUCGGUUUCCUCGGAGCCGCAGCAGCCCUCGUUUUCUCCUGCAUGGGUGCUGCGUAUGGGACGGCGAAGAGUGGCGUCGGUGUUGCCUCAAUGGGUGUGAUGCGGCCUGAGCUUGUCAUGAAAUCGAUCGUUCCAGUUGUUAUGGCAGGAGUGUUGGGUAUUUACGGUUUGAUUAUUGCUGUUAUCAUCAGUACGGGGAUUAACCCUAAGGCGAAAUCGUACUAUCUGUUUGAUGGGUAUGCUCACUUGUCAUCUGGUCUUGCUUGUGGGCUCGCUGGGCUCUCUGCCGGAAUGGCUAUCGGGAUCGUCGGUGAUGCCGGUGUUAGGGCCAAUGCUCAGCAGCCCAAGCUGUUCGUGGGUAUGAUUCUAAUUCUGAUCUUUGCUGAAGCUCUUGCUCUGUAUGGGCUCAUUGUGGGUAUCAUUCUCUCAUCUCGAGCUGGCCAAUCUCGGGCGGAUUAGUGAAAGAGACUAAGUCGUGGCUACUUUGAAGCCUCUCCUUUCUUAUUAUAAUGGCAUGUUUAGAUUCAAGAACUGCAACUGAACCAAAGCUUUGCUCAAUAUUCUAUUCCAUUUAUGAUUUUAAUCAAAUUAAGAGAACUUGCUGUAUAUGUGGAGUCUUAUUGAAGAUCUCCAAAAUUUUCCCCAAAUUUUUGAUCAUCUUUUUGAUUGGUUAUUUUAAUGGCCUCUGCGAAGGUGCAAAGGUAGAAUGAAUAGAAAUGGCCAAAUGGGUAGGUCUGAUUCUUA